AUGGACGGCGACGGAGUAGCUGACGUGGCAGUCGCCAUGACGACGAGGAAGAGAGAGAGACCUUACAAGGGCAUAAGGAUGAGGAAGUGGGGCAAAUGGGUUGCGGAGAUUCGCGAGCCUAACAAGCGGACAAGGCUAUGGCUUGGCUCUUACUCAACUCCCGAGGCGGCUGCUCGAGCUUACGACACGGCGGUUUUCUACUUAAGAGGACCAACGGCGAAGCUGAACUUCCCUGAGCUUCUUACCGGAGAGAAAUUCUCUGAGGAGGAUAUGUCAGGUGAUACGAUUAGGAGAAAAGCGACGGAGGUUGGUGCUCAGGUAGACGCUUUGGGCACGGCGGUGAUGAAUAACCGCCACCGUGUUUUUGGUCAGAACAGAGAGAGUGAUGAUAGUAGCAAGAAUUUUGGUCGGAAUUAUCAAAACGGUGAGCAAGAAGAUGAAGAGAAGAGUUUGAAGAGUGGCGGUUGGUUAUUGGAACGGGUUGACUUGAAUGAAUUACCCGACCCGGAAAACUACGGUGACGACUGGGAAAGCAAAUAAAACAUAUUUUUUUUAAAUAUUGGACCGGUGGAGGCUGCUAACGCACGCUUCGGCCUACCUCUGCGAAAAUCAUUAGCGCCGUUUAUGUUUUU
Molecule: messenger RNA, 632 nt
Organism: Eruca vesicaria subsp. sativa (arugula)
Lineage: Eukaryota; Viridiplantae; Streptophyta; Magnoliopsida; Brassicales; Brassicaceae
Source: the annotation of a GenBank genome assembly